This is a messenger RNA of Clupea harengus (Atlantic herring), 1190 nucleotides long. RefSeq lists its product as uncharacterized. The coding region runs from base 239 to 865 and encodes 208 amino acids. The transcript has 3 exons. The record is from RefSeq and is a predicted model, not a curated record. Lineage: Eukaryota; Metazoa; Chordata; Actinopteri; Clupeiformes; Clupeidae.
UUUUUUUAAAGCCAACAUAGUGCAACACCAAGCGUACCAGGCGAGCUAUGGCAGUGGCACUGGAACUGUUAUCUCACUUGCACAAAAUGUUCAGCAUUAAGGCUUCGUCUUAAGUGCUUGAGAGUAAAACCGAAAGUAACAGUUGUGCUGCAGAAUUUGGCCUACACAACACUCUUGCUUCACAUAAGAAAACGAUCGAAGGAAUAAGAGCUAAUCUGUGUUCAUUAAGUGGUAAAAGAUGGUUAAGGUAUUUUUCACUUCCAUUGGAUAUGCUGGGAGGUACCUUGGAGAGAUCCAGACCGAUCUCCAAAAACGACUUUGUGUGACCGAAGUCAGUGAUGUACAGGAAUGUGAUGUCAUCGUGGCCCUUUGUACAAUCGUCUCUCGAGCUGGAACUGAUGUUGAGGCUGCACUGAAUGUGAUUCCAACCUCAAAGCCUACACUUCUUAUGGUGUUUCACCACACAUUCAACCGGGACGACAUAGUACCCGACACCCAGAAGUAUGUCGAAGGGAGAGGAAAGACGGUAGACCUGCUUUUCAAUGAAGAUCAAGGACUACUUUUUUGCAGAAGAAAUGAAGACUCCAAGGGAAGGGCUGCAGAUUUCCUUAGCGGAUAUGACACAUCUUAUCCUAGAUACAAGGUGCCAAGUGCCGUAAAUUAUUCGCGUAUACACAAGGUGCUGCUCCUUUGUCUGCUUGUUUUGCUUGGCAUUAUAAUCAUUGAGCUGGCAGUUUACGCUGUAAUUGCGGUCACAAAAGUUUUGUGUUAUCUUGAGCUACUUAAUAUGUUUAGAUGUAUGUUUGACUCAAUUUCCCAUCAUGCAUGGAACAUGUCACUUCCUGUUGAGCGUUUGGAUGAAUGACUGGAUGUCUGCGUGAGUUCAAGUUAAGCUAGGUUUGUUAAAGACAAUACAAGUUGUAAUAUCCUCUUUUAUGCUCUCUGAAGAACUGCAAGUGGUAAUAUCUUCUCUUAGUCCACAAGCAGGCAAAAGUGGUAUGUUAUGUUUUGUUUGGUUAUUAUUUGAAUAACAUUUAAGAUUGUUCUUGUGUUUAUGAACGUAUGAUUGAUUGCUGUAUGUCUUUUAUUCAUUUCUGUAUAGUUCUACGGUGUUUUGGUGUCUGUGUUUGUCGGCGCAAUAAAGAACCUGGACCUUGGAUAUGUGACUUAAGCGGGAUUUAUGGUUCUGC